This is a messenger RNA of Sclerotinia borealis F-4128, 2346 nucleotides long. The record is from the annotation of a GenBank genome assembly. Lineage: Eukaryota; Fungi; Ascomycota; Leotiomycetes; Helotiales; Sclerotiniaceae.
AUGCGUCUUCUUCCAAUAUCGUUGCUAUCCACUGUCUUCGCCUCUGUGAUAUUGGCACAAUCCGGGGAACAAACAUUGGAGAAAUCCUCUCCAGAAUUACCCGGAGAGGUCUCCACGGAUGAAGCCUCAGAUGUACCAGAAUCAACAAUAUUUAAUGGAGUUGAAGUCCCUCCUCUCCCUGAUAUCAAUGGGGAAUCUUUUAAUAAAACGAUUGCAGAUGGGUAUUGGUUUGUUAAACAUCACUCACCUUACUGCGGGCACUGUAUACACAUCGCGCCAACAUGGCAAACACUUUACGAAUUCUAUUAUACUUCGAAACCAGUCAAGACAGCGACUGAUGACAGCCUUUCAACAUCAUUAAACACUUUUUCGGCUUAUUACAAUUAUCAUUUCGGUUCUCUUGAUUGUAUCGCUUUCGGAAAUGCCUGUACAGAUCAUGGCGUUACUUCAUUCCCAACAUUUAUAUUAUAUAAGGAUGGCGUGGAAUCAAAGCGAUUUAUUGGACCGAAGGAUAUGGAGAAAUUGGGCGCUUUCAUUGAGGAAAAUCUAGACUCAAUUAGACCAGGGUCUAGACCAAUUGGUGGACCAGCUUACCCAGAAGAACGCGCGAAACAAAGUCCAGACUACAAACCUGUAGCAGUCACUUCACAAGAAACCGAAAAGACAACUGAGAAGUUACUUGAGAAGUCAUCCGAGAAAUCCACUGAAGAGGCAACCGAAGGAUCAGCUCAGAAACCAGAAAAAGCCGCAGAGAAACUCGCAGAUAUUGUUGUGCCAGUAAAGGAUGCCGCUAAGGAUGCCGUUAAAGAUACCAUUAAGGAUGUUAAAAAUACUGUCAAAGAUGCCGUGAAGGAAACGAAACCCGACGUUGCUAAAAUCACAACCAAACCUGCCCUUAAAGCUACACCAAUCGAAAAGAAGCCUUCCAAACCCACUCAAACUGCAAAUCCACUUGGUACAUCUGUCUCACUCACAGCAGAAAGUUUUCAAAACUUGGUUACCAUGUCGCAGGAUCCAUGGUUUAUCAAAUUCUACGCUCCAUGGUGUCAUCAUUGUCAAGCCAUGGCUCCUAACUGGGCUCAAUUGGCAAAGGAGAUGAAAGGAAAGCUCAAUGUUGGAGAGGUUGACUGUGAAGCAGAGGCUAGGUUGUGUAAGGAUGUUCAUGUUCGGGGAUAUCCCACUAUUCAUUUCUUCCGUGGGGGUGAGCGUGUCGAAUAUGAAGGACUUAGAGGAUUGGGUGACUUUGUUACUUUCGCUAACAAAGCCGUUGAUAUUGGGGAUGGUGUCAAAGAUAUUGAUGCUUCGGAGUUCAAAGAAUUAGAGGAGAAGGAGGAUGUCAUCUUUGUCUAUUUCUACGAUCAUGCUACCACAAGCGAAGAUUUCGCAGCAUUGGAAAGAUUGACUUUAAGUUUGAUUGGACAUGCCAAACUUGUCAAGACUAAUAGUGCUGGAUUAGCAGAUCGAUUCAAGGUUACAACAUGGCCUCGUUUAAUGGUAUCUCGCGAUGGAAGACCGACUUAUUAUACUGCACUCGCACCUCAAGACAUGCGCGAAUUCAGACUAGUUCUUCAUUGGAUGCAAUCGGUUUGGCUACCUGUCGUACCAGAACUCACAGCUUCGAACUCUCGCGAGAUUAUGGAUGGUAAAAUUGUUGUACUAGCAAUUCUUUCUCGAGAUCGUGAAGCCGAUUUCGCAAUGGCCAAGAAGGAAUUGAAGCAAGCUGCAUUAGAAUGGAUGGAUAAACAAAUCAUUAACUUUCAACGUGAACGACAAGAAUUGAGAGAUGCAAAACAACUUAGGUUAGAGGAAGCCGAGGAUCGAAAUGAUCAAAGAGCUUUGAGGGCAGCAAAGAGCAUUCGAAUUAAUAUGGAUAAAUCUGAUCAAAAGGAGGUUGGAUUCGCUUGGGUUGAUGGAGUUUUUUGGGAAAGAUGGAUUAGAAGUACUUAUGGUAUUGAGGUUAAAAGUGAUGGUGAAAAGGUUAUUAUUAAUGAUGAAGAUAACCGUCGUUACUGGGACACCACCAUCACCGGAAACUACAUCAUCCCUUCGCGCACCUCAAUCCUCGAAACCAUCCCAAAAGUCGUCUCGAAUCCUCCAGUCAUCAAACCAAAAUCAACAAUAGGCUCAUUUGAAAAACUCUUUUUUAACAUCAGAGGUGCGAUCUCAGGACAUCCGUUCCUGAGUUUCGGAGUAGCUCUGGGGUUGAUGUUGGGCGCUACGAUGUAUGCAAGGGGGAAGAUUGGCGGGAGGAAGGGGGGGUAUUUUAGAGUUGAGGAGGGGAGUGGGAGUGGGAAUGCAAAGGAUGGUUUGUUGGGGGGUGUAAAUGCUGGGGGGAAGGUGGAUUAG